Acanthoscelides obtectus is the source of this 1661-nucleotide messenger RNA. The record is from the annotation of a GenBank genome assembly. Lineage: Eukaryota; Metazoa; Arthropoda; Insecta; Coleoptera; Chrysomelidae.
UUUCUAAGACACUCAUCAACAAAAAAGAAAGUGAUGCCGGUACGCCACUGUAGUGUGACAUGUAAGGUGUGAUUCAUUUUUUGCAAAAAAGAAUUGUACCUCCCAUCUCUACUUAGUUCUAGCAUUCAUUGUAGAUGGCAGUUUUGUACCAAAACAAAAAUCCCUGUGUUAGAUAGAAAUGUGUGGUUAUGUUUUUGAGUUGUUUUUUUUAAUAGUGGUUUGCGAUUUUGAAUUUCAAUAUUACUGAUGUUUCCUCUCACAACAUACAGUAUACACUUUAGUUAGUAAUGAAAUACCAAUUAUUAUACCUAAUUUGUGUAUUCAUAAAAUGUUAUGUUCUUGCUGAUGAUUUUUGUUAUAGUGAUAACUCAGAAUGUGAACAAAAAAUAAACAGGUAUAUGAAAUAAAAUCUACAAAUGCAUGUUUUGCUUGAGUUUUACAUUUCUAGAUACUUGCUCUACGACGUGAAUCCUCCAGAGGGAUUCAACUUACGUUUAGAUGUUUAUAUGCGCUUAUCGAUACUCGCUCACAAAAUGUGGAGAUCAUCAAAUCCUGCUCUAAAUAGAUUCAAACUUGUUCUGCCACCUUGGUCCCAGCUUGUGCAUUGGGAAUACACGGAAACCCCCGAGUAUAUUCCUUGGGGAUAUUAUUUUGAUUUAGAAAGUCUCAAGAGAUUUGCUCCUGUUAUAGAGAUGUAUGAAUUCUUUAAUGAAUAUCCAAAUAAAUACUCGAGAGUCACUAUAGAUGAAGUGUAUACUCUACAGCAUUUUGAGGAUAUGUUUGAAACAGGCAAUUUUGAAGAUAGAAUGGAAUUAAAAAAUAAAUGUAAGGAAGACCUAUCAUUUUUCUUGUAUAGCAAUAUCACUGCCAAUAAGUAUUAUUGUCUUUCAUAUCAUGGACCAGCAACAAAACUUUCACAAUUGUUUUUGAAUACAACAGCCAGUUCAAUUCUGAUAAACCAUGCUGAGGUGUCGCUUCAUGAGCAUUUCGGCGGUAAAGUCUACUGGCAAGCAAGGAGAAGUCUGAGAUACAGUAAGGAACUUGUUGAUGUUGCCGCAAAAUUUCGAAAAGAACAUUUAGAUUCGGAUGAUGAGAAUGAUAAGACUGUUCUACCAGGAAAUUGGGAAGAUGAGAAGCCUGGUAGGAGAGCAGUCGGAGGUCCUUAUUUAGCUAUCCAUUUGAGGAGGAGAGAUUUUUUAAGAUUCAGAGUCAAGGAAUCUCCCAGUUUGAAAAGCGUAGCUGAGCAAGUAUCAACAGUUUUGAUACGAUUGAAUUUCGACACUGUUUAUGUCGCCACUGAUGCUUCCGUAAAAGAAUUCGAAAAUCUGUCCAGUUUAUUGAAAAAAUACAAAGUGAAGACGUUUACUCCAAGUGAGGCAUUCCUAUCAAAGUACAAAGAUGGAGGGGCUGCCAUUGUGGAUCAGAUAAUUUGCUCUCAUGCCAGAUACUUCAUUGGCACACACCAGAGCACUUUUACUUAUAGGAUUGAAGAGCGAAGAGAGAUCUUAGGGUUCGACGAAAGAAGUACCUUUAAUUCGUUUUGCUCGAAUGGAGGCCAGUGCCCUGAGACAAGUGUUUGGAAAAUUGUUUAUUGAAAUAAAUGUGUUCCAAUUCGUUCCGAGUCUUAUUCAUUAAACGCUAUGCUUUCCUUGCCUGUUUAU